CGUCAUCGUAGUACGUACUUUCCACGCCAUUCAAUCUCAAAAGCCCAGCCCCAAUUUCUUCGUUUGUUUAACCCUAGCUCUGUCGAAUACAAUUUACACAUAAAAUCCCCAAAUAUAUCUUUUCUCCGUAGCAAUCGCAUAUGUUUUCGUCAUUCGAUCGAGGAUUUAUUUGAAUUUGUUUCGAAUUCCCGAAUUUUCUUCUACUCGAUUCGAUAUCGGAUUCUCAGUUAGGAAUUUGCUUAAAUUUAUGAUGUUCAUAAUUUCUCUAUUCUCAACUGCUACGGUUUCUUCAAUCAUCCUCGUCAAUAGUCUCCGUGUUUUUGGUCCUGGUUUGAAUCCUCUCGCUCCUUACAAUAUGGCUAAUUACUUCACUUCUCGUUAAUUCAAAUUCCCUGUGUCUUCUUCUACUUUCAAUUAUUGAGUUAUUCGUCUGAAAGUUGCUUUAUUUGAGUAAUUUAUCCGAAAAAUCAUGCAAUACAGUUGAUUUUCUUGACUGGGUUCAUCGAUUUUCAGCCUUAGGUUUUCACUUGGUUGUUUGAUUGAUUGAAAGGGGGAUUUUGCGUUGUUAGGAGAAAAAAUAUUGGUUUAGAGUUUCAUCAAUUGGUGAUAUUUUCCCUAGGAAAGGGUUGUGUUGUCUAUUAAUCAUGUUACUUACAACUCGAGAAGAUGAUUUGGGGUUUAAUAGGCGAAGAUUGUCGAGGAGACGAUCAAUUCGGUUGGGUUUUGAUACUGAUGAUAGGGGCUGGACUCCGCUUCACAUCGGUGCUCGCAAGGGUGAUGUUAAAGAGGUCAAACGAUUGCUUAAUGAUGGGAUGGAUGCAAAUGUAGCUGCAUGGGGUACCAAAUUACAGGGUGUCACCCCUCUACACCUGGCUGCUGAAGGAGGUCAUCUUAGAGUCAUGGACGUGCUACUUGAAAGGGGUGCGAACAUUGAUGCCAGAACCAGGGGUCCAUGUCGCUGGACACCCCUUCACCUAGCUGCAAAGGAAAGGAAUAGGGAAGCAGUUAAAUUUCUGGUUGAAAAUGGUGCUUUCCUGCCCCCAGAUAUCAAUGACAGUCGAUUCAACCCUCCAGUUCAUUAUUGCCCUGGCCUCGAAUGGGCUUAUGAUGAGCUCAAGCGUUUGCAGGACAGCUCGUCAUCUUCUAGUGAGGCUUCAUCAUACAGCUCUGAAAACUGACACUGUCGCUCUCGCCCAUUUUUAAAUACAUUUCAGUUUAUGCUGUGGAAUAUGGUGUGGGCUUCGGAGUUCUUCUCCUUGUGUUGUGAUGAUGGAGCCAUGGGCUUGUGCUUCAAAAGUAGUUUCAUGUAUAAAUAAUUCUUGCUUGCUGUGUGAUUUCCUUGUUUCAUGUAUGAUUUGAAUACUUGAGUCAUGUUACAUAUCAUGGACUGCUUUUGUGUAAAUCACUCCCAUAUGAUAUGCUAUGUUUAUUUCAGCGGCAACAAUUUUCCAUUA
Amaranthus tricolor (Joseph's coat) is the source of this 1454-nucleotide messenger RNA. Its product is annotated as phytochrome-interacting ankyrin-repeat protein 2-like. The record is from RefSeq and is a predicted model, not a curated record. Bases 645 to 1178 code for a protein of 177 amino acids. Gene Ontology annotation, molecular function: protein binding. NCBI's taxonomy places the organism in Eukaryota, Viridiplantae, Streptophyta, Magnoliopsida, Caryophyllales, Amaranthaceae. The transcript is spliced from 3 exons.